Molecule: messenger RNA, 591 nt
Organism: Telopea speciosissima
Lineage: Eukaryota; Viridiplantae; Streptophyta; Magnoliopsida; Proteales; Proteaceae
Product: putative invertase inhibitor
Exons: 1
Coding region: 1-591 (196 amino acids)
Biological process (GO): negative regulation of catalytic activity
Molecular function (GO): pectinesterase inhibitor activity
Source: RefSeq, a predicted model, not a curated record
AUGGAAGCAAGUAAUAAUACCAGCCAUUAUCACUCAUUACUGAUCCUUCUUCUAGCCUUCAUUUUCUUUCUUAACAUCAACUACCCAACAACCUCAGCACUGGAACUUGAAGAGUUAACCAAUAGAGUUGCCAUUGAUUUAUGUAACAAGUUCUCAGAUCUCAUUUUCUGUCUAGAUGCACUUGGAAGUGAUCCCAGAACUGAAACAGCAGAUCUUUAUGGAUUAGCCAUGAUCUCCUUCGACCUUGCUCGAACCAAUUUCACUCAAGCUUCAUCAUUUGCAGCCCAACUGAGUAACCAAACCAAAGAUCCAUCACUCAAGUCAUGCUUAGACUUGUGCAAAGUGAUAUAUGACAAUGGAAACUCUAUGCUCCAACAAGCUCGUUCAUUUGCAGAGGCAAAUGUUCUUAUGAGUGCUGAAGCGAAUAUGGCAGAUGUUACAUGGGCUAUUGUUCCCAAAUGUAUGGAUGAAUUCAAGAAACGCGGCGUCGAUGAUUCACCAUUGAGGGAGAAGAACCAUUUUGUGCAGACUUUGUCUGCAUUGUCUGUUAGGAUACUGCAAGCUCUCCAGGGAAAGGUUCUACUUGAUUAA